AUGGAUGUUUUUCGUCAAUCGAUGGACGAGGUUAUAGAACCUAAAGUGAGCUUUUUCUCCAAACAAAAAUAAUAAAUCAAAAGUUUUAUUUAGUUUUCAAGACCAAGAAUCACAUGUGCUUAUUGUGAAAAAACCACUUAUGAUCGCGACGAGAUGACAAUGGUUCCGCAAUAUACUUCUAACGAUCUGGAGAAAUGGGUGGAUAUUCUUGGUGGCACAUUUUGGAAGAAUAUCAGAGGAAUAACUCAGCGCUGGAUUUGUAAAAGUCAUUUCAGAGAAACGUGGAAGAAUAAACGACCGCGUCAUUGUUUGCCUUUUGCCAAUUUGGGAAGACCUGAAAUUGAUACGGAACACAAAAAGUUAAAGACAGUGAGUUUUCUCACGAGUUUUAUUUUUUCAAUUUUUUUUUUGAUUUCCAGGAUUGUUCAAAAUACAAAUGUGCAUUUUGUGAAAAAAUCGAUAAAGUUUGUAAAAUGACAGUUGUUCCAACAAAUGAACGAUAUUUCAAUAAAUGGGUUCAUAUAUUAGGAGAAGAUUUCCGCAAAAAUGUUGUGAAUUCGGAAAGAAGCACUUCGAUGAUUUGUAGAUCUCAUUUCGAUGUUAAAUUUCAAGUUCGGCCCCCAUCUUUGCUACCAAAAUCAGUGGGAAUUCAAGAAAAUCCAGUGAAAAUCGAAGAAGAGGAAAAAUAUGAGCCAAACAUGUUGCAAUGUUGUUAUUGUUUGAAAAUUCGCGAGAGUUUGGAUAAUAUGCGAUUGAUUCCGAAAACAAUUCCUCAAUUGAUGAUCAAAUGGGUUGAUAUUCUUGGUGCGCAAUUUUAUGAGAAUAUUUCGAGAAGAAAGAAAAGUUAUAUUUGUUGGGAACAUUUUACGAGUCGACGAUCGCGCGUUUUUAAUGAAGAAAUCAUGGAGGAUUUUAGGAAGCGACAGAUUUUGAAAGAACAUGCGGCGAAUGCUGAACAACUUUGUUCCGAGCAAAAUAUCAUACCGAAUUUGAAAGAGGAGGAAAUUGAAGUUGAAAUCGAGAUGAAACCACAUAAUAUAUUGAUUGAGAAAGAUUAUAAAAUGGAAGUUGAAAUGAUGGUGGAAAAUUUGGAAGAUGAAGUGAAACCGGCGAAGGAAAUCAAGCAGGAAUGUUUAGAUUCGUCAUAG
Molecule: messenger RNA, 1148 nt
Organism: Caenorhabditis angaria
Lineage: Eukaryota; Metazoa; Nematoda; Chromadorea; Rhabditida; Rhabditidae
Source: the annotation of a GenBank genome assembly